UAAUGGAGAUGAGCUCAAUUAAGGAAGCGAAGAGGGAUUUGAUUACCCUCGACCUCCUCGGCGGUGCCUCGCCGGUCGUCCGGAUUAAGGAUGCCGGUGUUGUAGGCCUAAAGGCAGCGCCGGCUUUGGGUUGCUACCUCCCUCUUCUCCGGCCACUGGACCUUAACCAGCUUCCGGACGAUGUGGUUCGGCUGAAGCCGGCGGCAGAGCAGCUCGCUGGAGCGAGCCAAAGCGUGUGCACGAUCGAACAGGUGAAGCGGGCGCUGGAGCAGGCGGGGCGGGAAUCUCAACGCAAGCGGCGGCCGCACUUAGCGGUGGAGAGAUCUGCAGUUUCUCCCUCUGUCCGUUCGGCUUCGGCGUCCUCGUCGUCGUCUUCGUCGUCGAUAACGACCGCGUCGGCGAAGCGACCGGCAGCUGUCCGAGAGGAGGACGGCGGCGGAAGCAGCCUGGUGGUGGCCGGGUGCUCAGGCUGCCUCUCGUACGUGCUGAUCGCGAAGGAGAACCCGCGAUGCCCGCGCUGCCAGUCGCAAGUGGUGCUGGCGGCGGCGGCGGCGGCGAUGCUGCCGCCGGCCAAAAGGCCGCGGGUUGCUCUCGAUUUCGAGAUGGGCCUGUGAUUUUAGCAUUUUUGGGGGUGAUUUAUGUAAAAAAAGAUUAGCGAGGAUGAUUAAUCCUAAUUGUUGGUUUUAUGUACACGUGUCAUUUUGUAAAACGAUUGAUUUUAUUUUACUCCUGAAAACAAGAAAAAUACUUCUGUAUUUUCUUUCUAACUA
Molecule: messenger RNA, 770 nt
Organism: Zingiber officinale
Lineage: Eukaryota; Viridiplantae; Streptophyta; Magnoliopsida; Zingiberales; Zingiberaceae
Exons: 2
Coding region: 3-614 (203 amino acids)
Source: RefSeq, a predicted model, not a curated record